AUGGCUGGCGGUACGCCGUUAGCGCUGGCCCUAUUGGCCAUAUUGGCAGCAAUAAGUCAUGCCAAAAUUAAUGUAAGUUUUUUCUACUAUCAUAUUUACUCCCCACCCCCCUUUUUUCAACUACAAUAUACACUCCCCCCCCCCAUUUUUUAAAUUUUCUACGACAGCCAUUUACUUCGUAUUUUACAAUUUUAAAAUUUUACCCCCACCCACCCCCUUUUUUUACUUUUUUAUUUUUUUUGUGACAAGUAUCUGCUUCGUAUUUUAAAAAAUAAAAAUUGUAAAAAAUUUACCCCGCCCUUUACUCCUAAAAAUUUUUUUUUUAAAUUUACCUCUCCCUUCGCUUUAAUUUUUUUUUAAUUUACCCCGCCUUCCACACUGAUUUUUUUCCAAAAUUUACCCCACCCCUAACUCAAACAAAAAUUUUUUUCAGUCAGUUUCGGCAUCGAUUGACCGUAAAAACACAGCUCACCACAACUUCAUUCCAAUGGUCGCUUUCAAAUGUGGCUACAGGAAUAAGUACCUAAAUGAGAGUGGAGAUUGGGAAUCAGACCCAUCCAGUGUAGCCACUUGUCUUCAAGGCAAAUUGGACAUUUUGAAAUACUGCAAACGAGUAGGUUUAUUUACUUUACAUUCAUUAGGCAGUGGAAAUUUCGAAAAAAAAGUUUUAACUUUUUAAAAAUAUUACUUUUGUUACCUAAAAUGUAUGUAUAACACCUUAAAACCCCAAGAUUUAACCAAAAUUUCAGGUAUACCCAGACAAGAAGAUCACGAACAUUGUAGAGUACGGUCACAUUUCCCAGAUCCCUCAAUGGUGUGACGAAGACACUGGCAGACACUGUCAGAAGACCUUCUACAUUCGACCCUACCGUUGUUUGGAAGGCGAGUUCACCGCCGACAGUCUUCAGGUGCCAAGCCGAUGCAAGUUCGGCCACGUUUCUGGCCGCGAGACCUGCGAAGGCUUCCGUCAAUGGCGUCAGAAGGGUGAACGUCAAUGCGAGGCUUCUGUAGAUGAAAAGAGCCAGAAGCCAAUGCGACUCCACUCGUUCGGCCUUCUGGAGCCAUGUGGCUUGAGCUUGUUCCGUGGCGUCGAGUACGUGUGCUGUCCGAAGGACGUUGAGGACAAGUUCGUCGAGGAGAACCUUGAGGACGAUAUUCAAAACUACAACUUGGACGACGAUGAAGAAGACGAUGAUGAUGACGACGAUGAUGACGAUGAAGAGGAGACUAGCACGGAAUCCAAGGAUUCUGAUGGUCAAGACCCGUACCUUCAAGAAGACAGUGAAGCUGAUGAGCACGAACGCUACAAGGACGCUCAGGAACGUUUGGAGAAGAAGCACCGUGCCAAGGUGACCAAGGUCAUCAAUGAGUGGAGCCAGCUGUUCGAACGCUACAACACGAUGAAAGAGAAAGAUCCAAAUCAGGCUGAGGAGUUCAAAGAUGAGAUGACCAACAAGUUCAGAAAGACUGUAGCUGCUUUGGAGAACGAGAACAAGGACCAGCGACGUCAGUUGGAGCAGGUUCACGAUGAGCGAGUUCAGAAUACCUUGAACGAGAGAAAACGCAAGGCUACACACGACUACCGUAUGGCGUUGGCUCUUCAAGUGGGUCAGAAGAACAAGAAGCAGGUACUAAAGACCCUGAAAGAUUACAUCAGAGCUGAAGAGAAGGACCGUGCCUACAUGCUACACCGUUACCGUCACCUCCUCCGCUCCAACUCUGAAUCCGCUCAAGCCUACGAGCCCAUGUUGUUACACCGUCUUCGCUACAUUGAUCUACGCAUCAAUGGCACACUGGCUAUGCUACGCGACUUCCCUGAUCUAGAACGACAACUGAAGCCAAUUGCCGAGGAAUUCUGGAGAGAGUACCGCAAGGAGAAUACUCCAGAUGCCGAUGAACACAAGAUCGUGGGCACUUCUGACGCCAACGAACAGUUGAUCAAGUUCUACAAGGACACCUACGACAAGAGUGGUAAGGUGAAGAUCAGCAGUGUGUUGGACAAGGUGAUGAAGGAGAACGAACAUAAGCCUGAGCAUAAGACAAAGUUCAUCUCAUUGGAUGAAAUCGUCUCUGAUCGUCAUCACGGUAGCCUGAAGGCCGAUGAAGCCAGAAGACUGUCUGACGAGGAUUCAGAUGUCUUCAAUGUGAAAAAGCAUUCUGAAUCCCACAAACUUCACGAUGACGAUGAAGACUUUAUGAAGUUCCACAAGAAGAUCGACUCCUUCAAAUCUGUUGGAGAUGAAGCCAAAUUCGACCGUGUAAAGCCAGAAUCCAAGACUUUCGACUCAAAGAAGACCAAGGAAGACGAAUUUAAAUCAGAAGCCGACUUCGAUUCAGAUGAAGAUCAGUUCGAAGAAGACGAUGAGGCCGAAGAACCUAAGAAGAACACCGUGGUCAUCAAGUCAGAAGACAGUAACGAUGUAGAGAUCGUGCACAAGGAGCCCAUCGUUCAGGAGAAAGACUUGGGUAAGAAGUUGGACGACGAUGAAGAAGAAGAGGGUUCAGAUGAGAGUGAUGAAGAUGACGAUGAGGAUCUGAAUGAAGAAGAGGAACAUAUUGUUGUUAACAAUGAAGAUCUGUAUGUUAGGAAAGAGGUCGGACCAUCUUUCGCUCGACAAGAUCAGUUGUUGGUUGACUAUGUAAGUUUAUAUCAAGUUAAGGUGGGGUACGGUAGGGUAAAGUAGAUACGGUAAAAUAAAGCCGAGUAUGGUAAGGAAAGGUAGGAUAAAACAAAGUACAGUAGAGUAGAGUACAGUAAGGUAUAGUAAACCCACCUCUUUCAGUUCCACCAACCCCUAGAACAAUCCAGCAGCUGGACCACCCCCACCACCCUCAUCGUCCUCGCCACCGUUGUGAUGUGCGCUAUGGGUAUCGUUGGCAUCGUACUGAAGCACAGGCCGUCACGUCAGGGCUUCGUCGAAGUGGACGUCUGUAACCCGGACGAUGGUGAUGUGUCGAAAAUGCAAAUCAAUGGCUACGAGAACCCGACCUACAACUUCUACGAUCAGAAACCAUAA
Molecule: messenger RNA, 3017 nt
Organism: Bursaphelenchus okinawaensis
Lineage: Eukaryota; Metazoa; Nematoda; Chromadorea; Rhabditida; Aphelenchoididae
Source: the annotation of a GenBank genome assembly